AUGGAGUCAGAGGAAAUCAUUAAGCUGGUUGAUUCAUGCUGGUUCGAGAUGGAAGUACUUAAGAAACGGACAUGUCCAUCAACUUCUACGGGAUCUGAACCAAACCCAGACCCCCGAGUUGAAGAAAACUCAUCAGAACCCGAGUUAACAAGCACCCCAACUCUCCAUACGAGAUCCAUGAGUGACCAGAUGAGCUUAAUCAGCACAAGCUUCAUGGGCACCGGCUCGUUUUCACCCGACUCAGUUCUCCACUCGCCAAAGCUCCAUAAAAUCAUCUCGGGCAAAGAAGUUACGGAAGAAGAUCUGCAAGACAACAGUAACAUGGUCCAGGAACCCAGAAAGAAGGGGGUAGCAAGCAUGAUUAGUAGAAGGAGAAAGGGUUGGAGUAAGAGCCUGCCAGACUUGGAAUUCGAGGAGCUAAAAGGGUUUAUGGAUCUGGGUUUUGUUUUCUCGGAGGAAGAUAAUAAGGAUUCGAGGUUGGUGGAGAUAAUCCCAGGGUUGCAGAGAUUGGGAAAGAAAGUAGAGGGCCAGGAAGAGAUUAAAGAAAGUGGUGGUGAUGAUGAUAGGGCUGAAGUUUCAAGGCCGUAUCUAUCAGAAACAUGGGAGGUUGCAGAAACUAGAAGAAUAAGAAGAAGAAGAAUAAAGAAAAACCCUUCGAUCAAUUGGAGAGUGCCUGAUGUGGAUAAUGAAAUUGACAUGAAGGACAGCCUGAGGUGGUGGGCUCAUACUGUUGCGUCUACAGUCAAAUGA
Hibiscus syriacus is the source of this 750-nucleotide messenger RNA. RefSeq lists its product as uncharacterized. NCBI's taxonomy places the organism in Eukaryota, Viridiplantae, Streptophyta, Magnoliopsida, Malvales, Malvaceae. The coding region runs from base 1 to 750 and encodes 249 amino acids. The record is from RefSeq and is a predicted model, not a curated record. The transcript has a single exon.